CAAGCAUGGUUAUGGAGUCCGAACGACGGAACUGUUCGGAGUAAACACAAUGGUGAAUGUUUAACAUUGAAAGCGAACCUUGAAGUGUGGGCUGGGCCACUUGUGAAUGGUUCACAUGCUGUUGUAUUACUCAAUCGAAAUGAUUUCGGAAGCGAAUCGAUUACAGUGAAUUGGAAGGACAUUGGUUUUCCGGUUGAUCAUUCAGCUGUUGUACGUGACUUAUGGGCACGAAAAGAUAUUGGAACAUUUACUGGUAAUUACACAUCACCAAAAAUAGAUCAUCAUUCUGUGAUGAUGUUGAACAUUACGCUCACAAUGUAG
This is a messenger RNA of Rotaria socialis, 321 nucleotides long. NCBI's taxonomy places the organism in Eukaryota, Metazoa, Rotifera, Eurotatoria, Philodinida, Philodinidae. The record is from the annotation of a GenBank genome assembly.